This is a messenger RNA of Brassica rapa (field mustard), 4414 nucleotides long. Its product is annotated as protein C2-DOMAIN ABA-RELATED 3. The record is from RefSeq and is a predicted model, not a curated record. NCBI's taxonomy places the organism in Eukaryota, Viridiplantae, Streptophyta, Magnoliopsida, Brassicales, Brassicaceae.
UGCAGUUUCGUUGUCUCUUGUCGGAGAAGAAUGUCGCUGAUGGAUAAUCUGUUAGGUAUCCUCCGCGUUCGCGUCAAACGCGGCGUCAACCUCGCCGUCCGUGACGUUUCCAGCAGCGAUCCUUACGUCGUCCUCAAGCUUGGCCGUCAGAAACUCAAAACCAAAGUGGUGAAGAAAAACAUAAACCCACAAUGGGAAGAAGACUUGACCUUCACGGUUACCGACCCGAAUCUCCCGCUCAAUCUGGUUGUAUACGACCAUGACUUCUUUAGCAAGGAUGAUAAAAUGGGAGAUGCCCAGAUAGAUUUGAAACCGUACAUUGAAGCUCUACGAAUGGAGCUAUCUGGCUUACCAGACGGAACCAUAAUAUCGACGAUCCAUCCGAACCGCAGCAACUGUUUAGCCGAGGAAAGCUACAUACGGUGGAGCAAUGAUCGAAUCGUUCAGAGCUUUUGUCUCCGUCUCCGUAACGUUGAGCGUGGUGAAGUGGAACUCGAGCUUCAGUGGAUUGAUCUCCCCGGUUCCAAAGGCUUGUAAAACAAAACUUGUAACACUACCUUAUUGGGCUUUGCCCAUUAUAUCACCACAAUACGAGGCCUUCGAAGAUGACGGUUCGGUUUGGUGAUAUAUUCUUACAAUAAACAUUUUUAAAUAAGAAUUAAUAUUUUAAUUAUGUGUGUGUGUGUGUGAAUGUGAACCAUUUUGGUUUGGCGUCUCUGCCCAAGACGGCACGAAUUUUAGUGAUUGGUGUUUAGUUUAAAGGAAUCGUCACGUUGUCGCAAGGAGGAAAAAUAUAUUUUUCUACUUCGUGAAGUUAAAAAAGAAAUAUAUGAAAAAAAUAUUUUUUUUGUCAACACUUUUAUCACUGAAGCCCAAAGGCUUUGAAUCUUGAAUGAAAAAGAUACUUUAAAUGCAGCAAUAGCAGCUUUUGAAGAACACAAUAUUUUAUACAAACGAAGUAGAAAAAGUUGGUAAUUUUAAAAAAUAUUCUCUGUUCUAUUGCUAUAUACUCUUUUUAAGAUCAGCCUUUUAAAGAAUCUAAAACCGUGCAACGAAAUUUAUAUUGUUUAAUUUUAAUCUCUUAUAAGAAAAUGUUGACAGCAUCUUAUCUUUACAUAUGCUUUUUCCACUGAUUCGUAUAUGGAAAAUUGCAUUCACUAUACACAACAAAAACCAAAAUUCAUUAACUAACUAAAAACACCUCCUCUCUCCUACUUUCUCUUCCUAUCUCUCUCUACUCUCUCUCUAAAAAUCUAAUUUCCCUUAUUUUUUUGGUUAUUUAGCAAAUAAGCCCUUCGUGUAUUUGGUCUGAUGUUUUUCUUUUGGUCGGGAGAACUUUCGAAAUUGUAAAACAGACCCCGUAUUCUUACCCCGUAUUCUUACUUCAUACCUUAAAACAUACCCCUACUUUUAAGAUAUGUUUUAAGGAACAAAAAAACAUUGACCAUAGACUUUGGGAGCUUAAUGAAGGUGACAAGUGCCACGCCUCUAACUUUUAGUUUUCAGUAUUCCCCUACCCCAUCAUUAACUUGUACGCAUGCCCUCUUGAUUCACUUCUCUACAUCUUUCUCAUGCGGUAAAAGAGUAGAAGAUGCUAUUUUCUUUUUACCAUUUCAUUAAAGCUGCACCCGUAUUUCUCACUUGUCACGAGUCUCAUUGGUCAACUGUUAUACAAAUGUUUUAAAAUACUAUAUGGUUUGAGUGAAAACUUUGAAUUGUAAAUAUGAAUCACAAAAGGAACUUUCAUGAUUUGGUUAUAAAUCAUCUGAAUAAUAUCUAAAUACAAAAACUACGUGUUUUAAGAAAAAAAAAUCAACUCUAUAAUUAGUUUAUUCUCAAGUUACUAUGCAUGCAUGAUGAUGUAUUUCACUUGCAUGUAUAUAUAUUUUCAAGGUUCAUGCGUUUGUGCUAGCCUUCUAAUUGAAAUCAAAUCAAAUAAUAUCACUACUCAGCAAUGAUGACUAAUGAAGUUUGACUGAUCUUAUAUGGAUCUAAGUUCAAUCAUUACACUUUAAUUAAUAUCCAAAUUCCUAAUACAUUUAAAUAUACGUACAACAAAAUAUGCAACUUAUAUUAGACUUAAAAACACAAGAAUUUAUGUCCAAAUAAACAACAUUCAUUGAUUAUAUUGUGGUUUUAGGUAUUAUGUCUACUGCUGCAUAUACUAGCAUAGAGCUUAGCUAUAAAGAUAACGCAUGCAGUAACAACUUGAAUUAAUAAGUGAGCAAAAAAAAAAAAACAAUUUGAAUCAAUAGAUAAUACGAUUGUAUAACUAAUAACUAUAACUUGGUCGAAAAAUAACAUCUAUUUUUUUCAGAUCGAAUAGGUGUAAAUUUGUUAAACAUUUUACAUCUGAAAUUGAGUUUGAAUUAAAAAAAAAUAUAAAUGGUCUAACAACCUUAUAUUUUGGAGUUAUCUUCAUUAUUAAUGUAGUAUUAUAGAGCUCAAAUGUUUUUAUUGCUACAAACUUCACGAUUUAGAUGACUAAUCUUGCAUGUACUAAACAUCCAACAUCGAAAAUUGAGUGUGAGUGAAACUAAUAUAUAAGUGAUAUGGCAACCUUCCACUCUCAAAAUAGUUUUAAAAUGUGAGUUAGUUUCACUCUUUGGUCUUAGUGGUUUAAUAGUCCCUAUCUACGAAAUUGAAAGUGAAAUAAUCUUUAUAGAGAUUUAUAAAAGCGAAGGAAACACAAAUAAAGUAACUAUUACCUACUUUUCAAAUACAAUUACAACUCUUUAUAUAUUUAUGUUUAAAAAUCCACAUGAACUGUUAAUUAUGCAAGUAUUAUAGGUCUAUUAGAUAAUAGAAUAUAACAUGUUUUCCAUAUUUAUCUUCCUGUUGAGACACAAAGACUCCUCCGACAAAAAUUGAGCUUUUAUUUCUGAAUAUUUUAUUAGAGCAGCUACGAUCAAUAUUACUCUCUUACUAUAAUUGGUUAGAACUUAAAGGUUACUUUUUGUUACCAAAAAAAAACGUAAGGUUACGUUUUGAAAAUUAACUAAUUUCUUUUUAUUAAUUGCUUGACAUUUUCACAUUCAAAUCAUAGUUUAUUCUAUGCAAAAAAAAUUAGAAUCAAUCGAUAAAUCAUAAUUGCCUAUAUAAAUAAAUUAUAGUGUGAUGCAAAAUAUGUAUCACGGCACAUAUCAUUCCCAUUGAUUAACAUACUUAGUUGUGCGGGUUUUAUUUUAUAUAUUAAAUUAUUUUAGUUUAUAAGAUAAAAUUUAUUAAUAAAUUAAUAUAGUUUAGUAUAUAUAUUAUCUAACUCUAUUAUACAUGUGUUUAUGUGAUUUAUGAUAUUAUUAUUAUAAAAAUUCAAAUUUUGUAUUCUUGUAACAGAUUUUGUUUUGAAAACAUAAUUAUGUAACACUACUAUUUUACAUAUUUUUUUAUUUUUAAACUUGAAAUAUAUAUAAAAUUUAAAUCAAAUUGGACGUACUGUUAAAAACUAAAUCAAAUUGGUAAUAGAUAAAAAAAAUUUGAGAUACUGUUAAAAACAUCAAAUUUUUAACACUAUAAUAUAUUGUGCCUGUAAAAUAUUAUGGUGCAAUUAGUUAGUUUGUAAUUCAGAUUUAGUGUAUAAAAUUUGUUUUAUAAAUGCAGUAUACAUAUGGUGAUUAAUUAAACCCAUUUGGCAUAGUGUUCGUCGUUAGUCUAAAGGAUUAGUCAAAAUUUGAUUUAUAUUGCAUGUUCAGAAUAAUAACAAUAGGAUAAUGUAUUGGUCCACAUACUGGUUUGAUAAUGGUUUAUAUCUUGACUAUCUAUAAAUUGAUUUUACAUUUAAUAAGGAUUAAAAAUUGGUCUUAUUAUUCCGGUUUUGUAAGGAUUAUAGUUAUAUUAGUUGUGAUAUAUUAUUAAGCUAUGUUAUUAGUUAUAAAUGAAUGAUAACUGAUUUAUAACGAGAGUCUAUUUUAAAAAAAAAUCACAAAUCAAAGUUGUGAUUUCUACUUUAAUAUAUAAGAUUGAGAUUAGUUUUUUUUGGGUUUUAGUAUCAGCCGACCAGGCCCACUUCAUCUAUAUACUAGUGCAAGUCAAAAAUAAGCUUUAAUUAAAGUGACUAAUUAGUCAAAAUUUGCUUUAUGAAACCUAAUUAUCUCUACCAGCUGCGACUUUCUUUUCCAUUUUUCACGUUCCAAGUGUUUGCUUAAAAGGUCAAUUAUAAUGUGCUCGUCUCAAGUGUUUGCAAAUGGUUAAGUAGAAGCGGUGCAAAUAUAACAAUCGGAAACCAUCAACACUGAGUUUAGCAGUACAUGGAGUCGUAACUGACAUGAGGAGGAUUCAGUUAAAAAAAAAAAAACUGACAUGGGGAUCAAUGCAAAUAUUGAAAAGAAUGCAGAAUAAAAACGAUUGUAUAGAUUUGAAAAAGCUUGUAAACACAUAUUUGAUUUUUAAAAAAUUAUGAUAUAAUUUUAAAAAU